AUGACUAUAACUCUAGUUAAGCCUAUAAGGGGCACCCAUACGCAGAAGUUUCGUUCAAUAAAAGACCUACCACCUCUAAUUAUUGGAGGUGCGGUAUUUAAUUAUAUUUAUACUUCGGACCCGGCUGGUAUUCCAGCUUACGAUUUGCUAGAUCUUGCGUUUAAGAACGGGUUAUUGGCUCUAGAUACUUCUCCAUAUUAUGGUAGGUCAGAGGAGCUUUUAGGUAAAGCGUUGAAGCAAUUAGAGGACAAAUGGGAGCGAGAGUCAUACUUUAUUUGCACCAAAGCUGGAAGAAUCGGCGAGAAGGAAUUUGAUUAUUCGAAAGACGGAGUAAGGAAAUCUGUGUUAAGGUCACUCGAAAGAUUAAAUACUACAUACCUUGAUUUAGUGUACAUGCAUGAUGUUGAGUUUGUAACCGAAGAGGAAAUUUAUGAUGCAUUGAAAGAAUUACGCUUAAUGAAAGACGAAGGAUUGGUGAAAAACAUAGGUAUUUCAGGGUAUCCAGUGAAGUUAUUAUACCGGGUUGCCUUGCAAUGUAAUACGAACUAUUCCGGUACAAUCGGUCCUUUGGAUGCUGUUUUGUCGUAUUCGAACGGAUGUCUUCAGAAUACGAUAUUAUAUGAUUUAUACCAGGACUUCUUUGAUAAGUGUGGAAUACAGAAGUUAAUGAACGGGUCAAUCUUGAGUAUGUCGUUAUUGAACUCCAGAAAGACUCUCGAUUUCCAUCCGGCUUCGCAGGAAUUAAAAGAUAAGAUUGCAGAAAUUGCAGAGUAUUUGAAAGUUAACCAUAAUAAUUUAGAACUUGCAGAUUUGUCUACAAGAUUUGCGUAUAUGACGUGGUUAUUCGGAAGUUCAAAUAAAGAAGUAGGUUUCCACGAUUUGACCUGGAACCAAAAUUGUUCGAUCGUUUUGGGUGUUUCGGGUAUUGAAGAGUUGGAAGCGGCCAUAAGUAACUAUUGGCUUGUGAAGGAGAACAUAGGAAAUGUGAAUGAUAAGGAUCAGAUUCUUUUUACUAAAGUAAAGAGGCGUCUUGGCCCAAAACACUAUAAUGAGACUUGGGAAAGUGGCCUUGAACAACAUAACAAUUAUUAG
Debaryomyces hansenii CBS767 is the source of this 1092-nucleotide messenger RNA. Its product is annotated as D-arabinose 1-dehydrogenase (NAD(P)(+)). Gene Ontology annotation, cellular component: cytosol. Gene Ontology annotation, molecular function: D-arabinose 1-dehydrogenase [NAD(P)+] activity. Lineage: Eukaryota; Fungi; Ascomycota; Pichiomycetes; Serinales; Debaryomycetaceae. The transcript has a single exon. Gene Ontology annotation, biological process: dehydro-D-arabinono-1,4-lactone biosynthetic process. The record is from RefSeq and is a predicted model, not a curated record. The coding region runs from base 1 to 1092 and encodes 363 amino acids.